This is a messenger RNA of Durio zibethinus, 1365 nucleotides long. RefSeq lists its product as uncharacterized. Gene Ontology annotation, cellular component: Mpp10 complex; small-subunit processome. Gene Ontology annotation, biological process: rRNA processing; ribosomal small subunit biogenesis. Gene Ontology annotation, molecular function: rRNA binding; snoRNA binding. Lineage: Eukaryota; Viridiplantae; Streptophyta; Magnoliopsida; Malvales; Malvaceae. The record is from RefSeq and is a predicted model, not a curated record.
CAAAAAAUAACCUUCCUUUUUCUCCUCUUUUGUAAUCCAGCCACCAUCGACUGGCAGACCGUGGCGGCAGUGCUUCUCUCCCUUUCUCUUCCCUCUAUUUUCCAUCUUUUUGAAGAACGAUGAGGAAGCUAAAGUUUCACGAGAAGAAGCUGUUGAAGAAAGUAAACUUUUUGGAAUGGAAAAGAGAGGGUGGCCACCGAGAGAAUCUCGUUAUGCACCGUUAUCAUGUCACUGGUCGUGACGAUUACAAGAAAUAUUCGAGUUUGUGCCGGAUGGUGCAGAAGUUGGUUAAUAUAUUGAAACAAAUGGACCCCCGGGACCCUUUUCGGAUCGAGAUGACUGAUUUGCUGUUAGAGAAGCUAUACAAUAUGGGUGUAAUCCCUACCAGGAAAAGCUUGGCUCUAUGUGAUCGGUUAUCAGUAUCAUCUUUUUGUAGACGUAGGCUUUCAACUGUCUUGGUGCACCUAAAGUUUGCAGAGCACUUAAAAGAAGCAGUCACAUAUAUUGAGCAGGGGCAUAUUCGAGUGGGUCCAGAGACAGUGACAGACCCAGCAUUCCUUGUAACAAGGAACAUGGAAGAUUUCAUAACAUGGGUAGACACAUCUAAGAUACGGAGGAAGGUGUUGGAAUACAAUGAGAAGUUGGAUGAUUAUGAUGCAAUGAACUGAAACAUACGCUUGAGUUUUAACCUACAAGACUUCUUUCAUUGGCAUUCUUUACAAAGAUGUAGAUUGACCAAGAUGCAGGGCAGAGUGAUGGAAUACUUUAUGAAGCUGGAUCCAUGGUGCUGUGAACUGUGAGACACUUGAAUGCUAAUAUAAUACAGGGGUCUCGAUUUCUUUUUGUUUUCUAUAUUCUCGGUUUUGUCUCUGAAGGUGAUUGAGGGUUUUGUUGUGUUAUUCAUAUGUUAAUUAUUAGCUGGGGAAAAGAGCUUGCUUUGUUAUUUCAAGGACUGUUUUCUUUCUGUAUAUCUGAAAUUUUCUCCCAACUGUGGGCUUUUCGUAUGAGACACUGGGGAGCCUUGUCUGUGACAACAGGUGGGGGGGAUUAUUAUUGUGCAAUCCUUUCGGGAGAGCCUGCGUCGACAAGAGGAAAGAGAAAGGGAGAGGUAGAGGUAGAGGGUACGUGGCCAGUUAGGAGUGCAACUGAAUGGCUGAGCUUGUAGGAAGUAGAGAGAGAUUUUUCUUUUUUUUUUUUUUUUGUAGAUUCGGCUUGAGAUAUUCAAAUCAAAGAAAUGGUGGGCUCCUCCAUGAUGAAGGUAUUUGUGGGCUCCUCCAUGAGGAAGGUAAUCAAGAAAGGAUAGUAUUUCUGCCGUGGAGAAGAAUAGUUUUUCACCAAGUUUUCUGUUACGCUGGCAGAUGCGUU